UUGUGAAUCUAAGCGGUGUAUUAACGCGUUAUUCCCCUAACGGUAAAGAUGUGACCGGCGGAGAUGGCAGAGACGAUAGAGGCGGAAGGGAAACCUGCGCUGCCCGGUUUCUUGCAGCCAUGAUUGGUAGCGGCCGUCAGUACUUACUUAACCGUUGCCGCGUUAGCAGGUGCGGUUACUUUCUACUUCAUUGAUUCCACGAUCAUCAGCGUCCCUCCCGUGUUCCUCUCGCAUUGUUCGACCCGACGCCGAUUUCAACUACAAUCAAGUGACGAUUGGCUGACUUGCGAUUUUUCCAUAGUGGAGGAAGGUGCUUUUCCUCUUUGACUAGAUCUUUCUGCUUGGAAUAUGGAUUGGCAAUGGCUCGGUAUUUUACUGCUAUCAGGAAUAAUCUCAAAUGUAACAACGGAACCGUAUUACACUAUUAUUGCGCCGAAGGUGGUACGCCCUGAUUCAGAAUAUCAUGUUGCGGCAAGUACCGCCGGUAUAUCGACACCAUCAACGAUAUAUGUCGAGUUGACCGGAGAACUCGAUAUAGAAAAAAUAUUCAACGUUUCUCGCACCAUAGUCGUCGAACCUUAUUACACUAAAAUUUUACAAUUCAACAUUGGUGAGACCACGCCAGGGAAAUACAAACUUACAGCGCGUGGUUUGUCAGGUAUACAUUUCGAGAAGUCGAAGGAUAUUGACUAUGUACAUAAAAGUCACUCUGUUUUCAUACAAACUGAUCGGGCGAUUUAUAAACCUGGUCACAAAGUUAUGUUUCGCUGCAUAAUAUUGGACUCGAGAUUAAGGCCAAGUAUCGUAGGGCCGACGGAUGUAUAUAUUAUUGAUGGCGAUGGUAAUCGUAUCAAACAAUGGAUUCGACCAUCAGUGGUUCACGGGAUCUUCAGUAGUGAAUUGGAGUUAUCAGAGUCGCCAGUGUUGGGCAGCUGGAAGAUUGUUACCAAUGUGGGCGAUCAAACUUUCGAAAAGGCAUUCGAAGUCGCGGAAUAUGUCUUGCCGAACUUUGAAGUGAUAAUUGAUUCGCCGAAACAUUCAACCUUUAAAGAAUCAAAAGUAGUAGCAACCAUUUAUGCAAAAUAUACUUAUGGAGAACCAGUGAAAGGUGAAGCUACGAUAACAGCUCAUCCCGAUAUUUUUUCUGGCGUUAUCCAACCGAUAUUCCAGCAACCUGUGAGAAAAGUGGUACCGAUUGAUGGAAAAGUUACGGUCGAUUUCGAUAUUAAGUCUGAAUUGAGACUGACCGACGAAUAUGACAGACCUAUCAUGAUCGAUGCUGUGGUGGAGGAAGCUUUAACCGGUAGAAGACAAAAUACUUCCAUACAAAUCAUGCUACACAAACACAAGUAUACGAUGGAAUUAAUAAAAACUUCAGAAUAUUUCAAGCCGGGACUAAAAUAUACCGCAUUUUUGAAAUUAACGUAUCACGAUGGAUCACCGGUGCAGGACACGAAAAAUUCUGUUUUGAUAGCAUAUGGAUACACAUACAACCAAUCGGCUUACACGCAUAUUACGCGUAUGCUGGAUGAACAUGGCAUGGUGCAACUGGAUUUUUAUCCUCCUAAGCCACAAGAUAACACAUCCUUCCCCUUGAACAUAGAAGCGCAAUAUUUGAAUCUUCACGAGUGGUUUCCUUCAACUAAUCAAGCCACAUCUUUGAGUAAUGAAUACAUUCAAGCAAAUUUAAAAACGGAAAAACCUAUGGUAAACGGUAACGUUGAAAUCGAAGUAAACUCUACCGCCCCGUUAAAAUACAUAAGUUACGAAGUACUUGGUCGAGGUGAUAUUCUAGAUGCGGGAUCGAUAUAUAUACAAGACAAACAUACGACAUCUUUCGAGUUUUUGGCAACAUACGUCAUGGCACCUACUGCGCAUGUAAUCGUAUAUUAUGUACGAUUGGAUGGAGAAGUAAUAGCAGAUUCGUUGGAUGUAGAAUUAACGGGAACACUUCAGAACUUUGUUGAUCUUAAAGUAACAUCUGGGGAAGCAAAGCCUGGAGAUGAAGUUCAUAUUACGGUUUCCGCAAAACCCGAUUCUUACGUUGGAUUGUUAGCUGUUGACCAGAGGUCCAUUCUGCUAAAAUCUGGGAAUGAUCUUUCUCAUGAUCAAGUGUACCAGGAGUUGCAGUCGUACGACAGGGCAGACGUUUCGCCGUAUACGGACUCAUUUUUCGGUCGUCCUUUAUGGAGACCCGGCUCAGGAACAGCGGAUGAUAUAUUUCAAAAAACUGGCGUAGUAAUACUCACAAACGGGUACGUCCACGAGAACUUCGCUUUACGUAAGUACAAAGGAUCCGAAUUUAUGGAUGGUAGAAUAACGGGCUCGCCUCAUGAGGUAUCCACGCUUCGACCAGACCUUGGUCCAUCUGUUACGCACAGAUUAGCAACAAGACCACCACUGGCAGGUCCUUACGCCUUCUCUCGCAUCCCACCUCCUGUUUGGAAUAAGCCCCGUGUAUUCCUAAUGCAUGACAUCUUAAACACCUGGUUAUUCGCAAACUUCUCUUCAGGACGUACUGGACAAAUUGACACGCGACGAAAGGUACCAGAUUCUAUCACGUCAUGGGUGUUGACUGCAUUCUCCUUGAACGAUGCGCACGGGUUGGGUCUCAUAGAGGAGCCUAGGAAGUUGAAAGUGUUCAGACCAUUUUUUAUAUCUGUGGACUUGCCAUAUUCAGUAAUGCGAGGGGAAAUCGUGGCGAUACAGAUUGCGGUCUUUAAUUAUAUGAAUAAAGAUUUGACGGCUGAAGUUUUGCUAAAGAAUGAGGGUCAAUUUGACUUUGCAGAAGUUUCUAAUGAAGUUAAUGAUGCACCACGAUUGGAGUUAUAUCGUGCGAAGAAGGUAGAUGUGAAAGCUAACUCUGGCUCCAGUGUAUCGUUCAUGAUUAUUCCAAGAGAACUGGGGUACAUCGAUAUAAAAGUGACUGCUAGCUCUGUUUCGGCUAGUGAUGGCGUUGCACAUAAACUGCUUGUUAAUGCUGAAGGAGAAACACAAUACAGGAACAAAGCGGUAUUUCUGGAUUUAAGAAAUGUUGAUCAUGUGGAGACAAAUAUUACUAUUGAUAUACCUAACAACGCCGUUCCAGAUUCCGAAAGCAUUCACAUAUCUGCAGUUGGUGAUAUUUUGGGGCCUAGUAUCACAAAUCUGGCAAAUUUAAUAAGAAUGCCGUUUGGUUGCGGUGAGCAGAAUAUGUUGAAUUUUGUACCAAACAUCGUCGUUUUGAAUUAUCUUAAGAAUACAAACCAAUUAACACAAGCCGUGCAAAGUAAAGCAUUAAAAUACUUGGAUAUUGGUUACCAACAAGAAUUGACUUAUAGACAUACUGACGGUUCUUUCAGUGCGUUUGGUAUGUCGGAUCCUAAUGGAAGUACAUGGCUUACAGCUUUCGUAGCAAAAUCUUUUAAGCAAGCGGCGGAAUAUAUCAUGGUGGAGAACAGGAUAAUAGAUGAGGCCUUGGAGUGGUUGUCUAACAAUCAAGCUGCAAAUGGCUCCUUCCCUGAAGUGGGAAAAGUGAGUCAUCGCGAUAUGCAAGGUGGAGCUGCGAAAGGGCUUGCUCUAACGGCAUAUACACUUAUCACUUUUCUUGAAAAUCAAGAUUCCACAGAGAAAUAUCGUAAUACAGUAAACAAGGCUGUUGACUACAUAGUUCGUAAUAUCGAGGGGUUAAACGACACGUAUGCGUUGAGUUUAUGCGCUUACGCUUUGAAUCUAGCGAAACAUCCGUUCGAAACUUCUGCAUUUAAUUAUUUAGAGUCGAAAGCUAUGACGCAACAAGAUCUUAAAUGGUGGAGCAAACCUAUACCGAAGGAUGACAAAAAUCCAUACUAUGAACUACCGCGUUCUGUCGAUGUCGAGAUGACGUCUUACGCUUUACUCUCGUAUCUUAGACGUAACUUGCUUCCCGACACGAUUCCGGUAAUGAAGUGGCUUAUCAAGCAAAGAAAUCCAGAAGGCGGCUUCGCCUCGACGCAAGAUACUGUAAUCGGGCUUCAAGCGUUGGCGAAACUCGCCGAAAAGUUAUCGAGGGACAUAGGUUCGGUUCCGAUUGUGUUCAAACACGAGGGAGGUCAGGGCUAUAUGAACAUAAAUGGCGGCAAUUCCAUGAUAUUACAGAAGCAACUGUUACCGAAGAAAACUCGACAAGUCAACAUAACGGCGUCUGGUAAAGGGUUCGCGUUAGUGCAAGUAUCUUAUCAGUAUAACUUGAACGUGACCGGUGCUUGGCCAUUGUUUACUUUGGAUCCUCAAGUAGAUAAAAAUUCCAAUGCUAAUCAUUUGCAACUCUCCAUAUGCUCAGGAUUCGUCCCAACCAAAGAAACGAACGAGAGUAACAUGGCUGUUAUGGAAGUGAGUUUACCUUCUGGCUUUACGGUGGACAGAGAUUCUUUACCAAGUCUGGAAGUAUCGUCACAUGUGAAGCGUGUAGAAACUAAAUAUGGUGACACGAUGGUAGUUUUAUAUUUUGAUAAGAUGGUGCAGCAAGAAUAUUGUCCCACUGUGUCCGCAUUCAGGGUGCAUAAGGUAGCUAAACAGAAACCAGUCCCUGUUUCUAUAUAUGACUAUUAUGACUCAUCGAGAAGAGCAAGGGUAUUUUAUGAGCCUAUAAGGACAAAUCUAUGUGAUUUGUGCGACGGUGAAGAUUGCGAUGAUAUAUGUGUCUCAAAACCAGGCAAACAAAAAGAUAAUGCUACGGUGUCUGUCGCGUCUCGUAUUUACAUGUGUGUAUAUUUACAAUUUAUCCUUUUCUCGUUUUAUUCUUUGCUUUAUAAAUAUGUUUAGUUAUACAGUUAUACUGAGUAAUUAUUUUACUAUAUUAUAGUAGUAUUUUAUGUAAUCUAACAAGAGAUGACGUAUAAACGAGAGGCGUAUAAAUUGCGACCAAAGUGUUUGUUACGCAAAAUUUAAAAUACUACGAUUCAUUUCUCUUUACGUAGUGUCCACAAAUCAAACUAACAUAAGAUUUAAUUACCUCUGUAAUAUUAAUAUUAAGUUUAUAAUAAAAUUU
Molecule: messenger RNA, 5008 nt
Organism: Harpegnathos saltator (Jerdon's jumping ant)
Lineage: Eukaryota; Metazoa; Arthropoda; Insecta; Hymenoptera; Formicidae
Product: CD109 antigen
Exons: 28
Coding region: 349-4782 (1477 amino acids)
Cellular component (GO): extracellular region
Molecular function (GO): endopeptidase inhibitor activity
Source: RefSeq, a predicted model, not a curated record